AUGCAACGACGACCAAGUAAACGACAGCAACAUGCUCCCAAAUCUCCCGAUCCAACAAUACAACCGGUAGAUGUGCAGGGGCAAUCAGAACCAGGAGAGAAAAAGCAAAAAACCAAACUUACAGCUUAUAUUUAUUCGAAACUGUUCGUUACGGUGGUCUGUAUAUUGCCGUUUUUGGCAGCACUUGUGCUUUUCGUCCGUUUUUACUACGAGAGCAACAACGGCGACAAUACUAGCCGUUUAUCAAAAUCAUUGCAUGAUCAUGACUCAAUUCAGUCCUUGAGUCUGGAUUUAGACAAUCGCAUAUAUGAGAAUGGCCAUCUACGGCCGGAAGACCACAUUUAUCGUGAGCCGGCUACACAGACACUCAAUUGGAGUAUAACUGCCGGCCAACGGCGACCGGACGGGGUCGACAAGAGGGUUUAUUUGAUUAACGAUGUCUUUCCUGGACCGUUGAUUGAGGCUCGCUCAGGAGAUACACUGCAAAUCCUUGUGCACAAUGACCUCGAGGACGAGCAGCUAUCUCUACACUGGCACGGCCUCAAUAUGAGAGGCGCUAAUACAAUGGACGGGGCUAUUGGCGUCACCCAAUGCGGCAUCCAACCCGGCCACUCAUUCUGGUACAACUUCACCAUUUCCGAGACUCAAAGCGGCACAUUCUGGUACCAUGCACACUCCACCGUUCAAAGGUCAGAUGGUCUAUAUGGAGGUCUUAUUGUGCAUCGACCUGUUUCCCAUGCUCGUCCGCCCACUACACCUAAUGUGCGGGGGUUACUUAUCAAGCAUCAGGAUUUGAAUGGGAAGGAGGACGAUGAGGAUUCAGUCCUGGAUAGUGUUAAGUAUAGCUACGAUAAGGAAAUUGUAUUGAUGAUUGGGGAUUGGUAUCAUCGUACGGCCAAGGAUGUGGCUAGCUGGUAUCUAUGGUGGGGAUCCAGAGGGUAUGAGCCUGUUCCGGACUCAAUGUUAGUGAACGGAGCUGGUCGAUUCGACUGCUCAAGAGCAGUUCCAGCUCGACCUUUGGAUUGUAUAGGUUCUCCCGAUGAGAGACCACCUUUGAUCCUUGGCGGGGAGAGCUCAUAUCGGAUCAGGGUUGUGAAUACCGGAUCUCUCACUGGAAUAACCCUUGGUUUUGCCCAAGGUACUUCAAUACAAGUGAUUACCCUUGAUGGCGGCAAUCCGGUCGAGAUGAAGCUAGACGAUGAUGGAAAGUCUUCGGUUGGAAUUCUCUUUCCAGGUCAACGAGUGGAUUUCGUCUUGCGGCCUGUGAAGGACAAUGUUUCAUGGAUGACUGUGAAGCUCGAUGAGUCCGACUUCAAAAUCGGCAAUCCAGCACUAGUAACCCAUCAAUCAUUCCCCAUCCUUCAACCACCACUAUCUUCAAAGGCUUCAUCCCCCUCUUCAACAAUCCCAGACGAAUCCAGCGACGGCCUAGAAGGUAACAUGAUCGAUAUCAACAAUCUCUCCUCAACAAGCACAAUCCUCUCCCAUCUCCCUCCCAAAUCAGAACAAACACACAUCGUCUACGCAAAAGUCGAGAAACUAAGCCGUCUCCAAAACAUCCCUUACGGCUUCUUCAAUCGCACAACAUGGAGCAUACAAAGUGACCCUCCGUAUCCGUUACUGGGAUUGCCGAGAAAUCUAUGGGAUAAGAAUCAGCUGGCGGUUUCGACGGGCCUGGAAGGCGCGUGGGUUGAUUUGGUGGUUAAUAAUUUGGAUGAGGGGGCUCAUCCGUUUCAUUUUCAUGGCCAUAGUUUCUACGUUGUGGCUCUAUAUGAAUCUCCAGCCGGCUCAUCGCGCUGGGGCUCAUACAACCCUUGGGCCACCGACAAUGGUAGCGCAGAUGAAGAUCCUUACGACCUAUCAAGAGCAGUCCUUCGAGACACAGUUCAAAUCCCGGCGCGUGGAUAUGCAGUCCUCAGAUUCAGGGCGGAUAACCCUGGCGUCUGGAUGUUUCAUUGUCAUGUUAUGUGGCAUCUGGCGGGUGGGAUGGCGAUGUUGAUUGAUAGUGGAAGUGAUGGUGUUGCUGCGCAUGAGCCUUGGUUAGGGGCAAAAGGGAUGGAGUGUCGUGUAUGA
Talaromyces marneffei is the source of this 2073-nucleotide messenger RNA. RefSeq lists its product as uncharacterized. The coding region runs from base 1 to 2073 and encodes 690 amino acids. The transcript has 7 exons. Lineage: Eukaryota; Fungi; Ascomycota; Eurotiomycetes; Eurotiales; Trichocomaceae. The record is from RefSeq and is a predicted model, not a curated record. Gene Ontology annotation, molecular function: oxidoreductase activity; copper ion binding.